ACAACUACGGAUACGACAGCUUAUGAAUCGGACUCAUAAGGCCUCACUGUACCAGAUCCACCCAUGGUCAUUUAACAAGAACGAUGUCCAUUUCGCCAAUUCCAGGACACAAUCACAACGAUCAUCAACAAAAGCCCUCCAAAAUGGCAGACCAGAAGAUUAAAGACUUCCCGAAAUCCUUCGGAGCACUCUACUUCCCAGGUUUCGAAGUCCUCGACAUCGCCGCCCCCCUCGAAGCUCUAAACUGUCUCACCCGCUUCCCAGGCUUCGAAGACCUGAACCUCAGCAUCAUCAGCAAAACCCUCGAUCCCAUCUCCGUCGGCGAAAAUUCCUUCAUGAACGCCCAAAAAUACCUCCCAACCCACACGUUUGAGACAGCGCCACAGCUCGACGUCUUACUUAUCCCCGGUGGCGUCGGAGCUGCGCCCACCCCUUUCCCAGACGGAACCGAUCUCUCACACAUGCAAGAAUAUCUCGAAUUCAUCCGAUCCACAUACCACGGUUCUGGCGAGGGGGGAAAGAAGCCUUUGAAAUAUAUCCUCAGUAUCUGUAAUGGCGCUGGUCUCCUCGCCGCCGCAGGGAUUCUCGACGGGAAGAAAGCUACGACGAAUAAGGAACUUUGGAAAUUUGUUACGAAGUUGGGACCCAAGACGCAUUGGGUUUCGCAUGCGAGAUGGGUUUGUGAUGGGAAUGUUUGGACUACGAGUGGGGUGAGUGCUGGGGCGGAUGGGGUUUUGGCUUGGAUGAGUGGGUUGUUGCCUGAGGAGAGUGUGAGGGGAGUUGUGGUGGGUAUGGAGUGGAUUCGUGCGAAGAAUGCGGAGGAUGAUCCUUUUGCGGAGGGGUUGGAGGAUGUGGAGCCUGUAAGGUAGGGUGGGUUGUGUUUUCUCUGUUGAUCGAGUGAAGAUGGCUCGGAAGAAGAGUCUCAAUGGGCAUUUGUGUUUAGGAGUCUUUGGGAUAUCCUGGUAUGGAAGUAUGGUUCUCUUAUUAAGCAUCCCAGAAUCUCUUGCCUACCC
Molecule: messenger RNA, 1013 nt
Organism: Pseudocercospora fijiensis CIRAD86
Lineage: Eukaryota; Fungi; Ascomycota; Dothideomycetes; Mycosphaerellales; Mycosphaerellaceae
Exons: 1
Coding region: 84-869 (261 amino acids)
Source: RefSeq, a predicted model, not a curated record